AUGGGGGACUCGAUCAUGAGGGUCAUGACGACGGGAAAGUCUUUCAUAAUUCGGCGGGCGUCUGAGGGGGACUGUGAGCCCGCGGCACAGAUCAUACAAGAUUCCUUUGGCGACUUUUGGGCGUCCGUUGGGCAGCCAGAAAUCGCCUUACCUCCACGAGACGAAGACGACAUCGCAAAACAGAUGGUCACGUUCAAGGCGCAGCAUCCGAACGCGAUAGUUUUUGUAGCCAUGGCCGUCGAUGGCGAAGGCAACGAGUCGGAGAUGAUUGGCACCAACGGCAUAGACCUCCGUGAUGGCAUUGGGGGCAUCGGGGUGUUGUCAGUCGCAACAAAGAACCAUGGCCGUGGAGUGGGGAGGGCCCUGAUGGAGGUCGUCAUGGAGUCGUCGGAAAAGCGGGGUGGCAGGGGCGUGAGCCUGACAGUGAAUGCUGCCAACGUGCGGGCAUUUUCUCUGUACGCCAGCCUGGGUUUUCGCGUUGUGGAGUUUUGCGUCGAUGUCGAGGGCCGGGUUUCUGAUGAGGAAGAGGCGGCAAUCCUCGACAGGGCAGCAGCCCAAGGGCUGACAGUGCGGGAGAUGGUGGCAGAUGACGUGCCGCUUUGCGACCGCCUCUUCGCAAAGUCUUUUGGGUUCAGCCGUAUAAACGGCCUGCGGGAUUCCCAGGCGGGCAGGGACGGUUUUCAAGGCAAGACGGCGCUGGUCGUCACGAGGCGGAGUGCAUCCGGCGGGGAUGAAAUCGUUGGCUACACGACUCUGAUUUCCAUAACGGGGCACUACCUGGCAGAGAGCGAGGACGUCAUGCAGACCAUGGUGGCGUACGGAUCCAGGAUGUUGAAGUCGACCAGCAAACCCGCCAAGGCGUCGCUUCGUGUCAUGACGCACCACAACCCCGCGCUUCUCAUGUGGGCGAUGAAGGCAGGGUUGCGAGUUAAGAGCCAUUGGCUGUGGAUGUACAGGGGUGAGCCGUUUCAGCUUGACAAGAAAUUGGCUUACUGCCCUGAUUGGUAUUAUUAG
Ostreobium quekettii is the source of this 1014-nucleotide messenger RNA. The record is from the annotation of a GenBank genome assembly. NCBI's taxonomy places the organism in Eukaryota, Viridiplantae, Chlorophyta, Ulvophyceae, Bryopsidales, Ostreobiaceae.